Brenthis ino (lesser marbled fritillary) is the source of this 261-nucleotide messenger RNA. Lineage: Eukaryota; Metazoa; Arthropoda; Insecta; Lepidoptera; Nymphalidae. The record is from the annotation of a GenBank genome assembly.
AUGGGAAGGCGGCCUAAUACAAGUAUAGAACAACGUGCAGCUAUUGUUGCUCUUCACAAUGAAGGUUUUACUAUAUGUUAUAUUGCGAAAAAAUUAAAAAUACCACGUUCUACUGUCGGAGAUGCCAUCAGUCGUUUCGAAAAAACUGGUUCAAAUCAAGACAGAAAACGCAAUGGGAGGCCCCGUGUAACUUCUAAAGCACAGGAUAGAUCCCUAAUCAUCAUGUCUAAAAUGAAUAGGAAGCUUACAGCACCGGAAAUU